ACUGCUACAUUUAUUUGGGCCCACCGCCUGUAAUUCAUUCAUUUAUUUCGCCGUCGCCGCGUUUUACACAAUUCACAGAAAAUAGAAAAACUGAAAUGCCUCGGCGGCGCUGCUGCAACGAUGGCAACGUUUCGGAUCCCCAUUCCGACAUUCUUAGUAGAGAAUCGAUGAUAUACAUUAGAAGUCGGGCUUAUUAUUCCCGGAGGUGUAAAAAGGAGAUGCCAACAAAUAUAGAGUCCCUCCCCACAGACCUAUUGUUCGAUAUCCUCCUCCGUUUGCCGGCCAAUCAUCUCUACGAGAGAGCGAGGCUCGUGUGCCGGCGGUGGUACCACAUUAUCCAUUCUCAUGCCUUCAUCAACGCGCAGAUGCACGGUGCUACCUAUGGACUCCUUUUAUGGCCCCUAAAUAAAACUACUCUGCCACUUUAUGUAACAGCCGACGCAGAGGGUGGAAUCCACAUAUAUGAGCUAACUUACAUCUUCAAAUUGGGAGUUCUUGCUACCUGCAACGGUUUGGUUCUAGAGUUGGAAGACACAUGUUUCCGCCUCCCUCGUCUUGUGAUUGUGAAUCCUGCAACGAUGAAGUCAUUGUUCCUCCCACCAUUCCCUAGAGGCGUACGCUAUCGCCUGUUCUUCUCUAGUUUAGCAUACUCUGCAGCUUCCUUGGCGUAUAAAGUGAUUGCACCGUACACUGUUCGCGACUGUGCACCGUACACUUUUCCCGACUGGCCACUACGCUUAGAUCCUGACUACGGUCUUGACGUGCUCACUGUUGGAAUCGAUGAAUCCUGGAGGCACGUCGGGGUUCACCACCUCCCCGACCAUGUCAGGCGAUUUGUCUUCGACAAGGCUCCCUUGACUAGUGAAGGUUUCUUGCAUUGGGGAAGGGGGAAGUGCUGCGCGACGCUGGAUGUGGAGACAGAGAUCAUUACAUUGAGUGAAGCCCCUUAUGAGUACAAUGAAUGCGACUAUUAUUAUCUGUCGACUGGGAGGUGUGUGUCGCUCCUGGUUGCGUGUGGGGAUCUGUCGUGGGAGGUUUGGGAGAUGAAGGCAGAGACGGGCGAGUGGAGGAAGGCGCUGCCCAACGUCGACUUGGGGGCUGAGAAAUACAGGAUUCGACAGUUUUCUUAUCGAGCUCUUGAGCCACUUGGUUGGGUUAAAUAUCCACAGGUUUUGGCCUUUUAUUUUGGCAAUUAUUAUUCUGAGAAGCCAAAAUGUCAUUGCAUUUUCUAUAAUCUUGAUACGCAUCAACUCGGCCCCAUAGAGCUACCACAAUCCUAUGCUCGUCCGCAUAAGAAUAAUCUGACAUGGCUAAGUUAAAAGAGUAUUUAUUGUUUAUAUUUGGCUUAGUUAAGAUCGUUGUGAAUGAGUAACGUGAGAGAGCAAGCGCGGUGCUGGUCUGGAUUGUAGAGUCACCGGCGGUGGAGGUUUUGAUCCACCGGAGGAAUUGCAGAGUAAAGGCGGCGGGAAAGGGUUUUGUAGAUCAUCAACAUCCUCACCCCAAUCCGGUGUCUUAGCUACCAACUCUUCCACCUCUAUAUCUGACAAGUGAUCAGCUGCAAGGACUUCUUCUGCUGCCUCGUCUCCAACAAU
Messenger RNA from Salvia miltiorrhiza (redroot sage), 1592 nucleotides. RefSeq lists its product as uncharacterized. The record is from RefSeq and is a predicted model, not a curated record. Gene Ontology annotation, molecular function: protein binding. The transcript has 2 exons. Bases 96 to 1319 code for a protein of 407 amino acids. Lineage: Eukaryota; Viridiplantae; Streptophyta; Magnoliopsida; Lamiales; Lamiaceae.